Molecule: messenger RNA, 2821 nt
Organism: Electrophorus electricus (electric eel)
Lineage: Eukaryota; Metazoa; Chordata; Actinopteri; Gymnotiformes; Gymnotidae
Source: RefSeq, a predicted model, not a curated record
AAAAGGGGAAGGUGGUUUAUAUAUGAUCCGGAGUGUCUGGUGUCAGAGGGACUUCCGGAACUCUAUUACCUGAUUCUAGUACUAUAUAAAAAAGACACAUACGUAUAGAGCACUAAAACAUUAGAAAGAAGACCCCAACGAAAAAGUGAGCAAAUUUCUGACUUUAUUAAGCAAUCAGGGUUAUGUAUCAUAUUGUUUCCCGUCUACUAAAAGCACCAGUGAAGAUUUGGUGUGGCCACCUGAAAGGUUUUCUUUCCUCGCAGUCAGUGUUGUGCAGUUCUAAAAAAACCACCCCCCGCAUCCUGGUGCAGUGACCACAGCGCGGAAGGCAAGGAAUGCCCCUGUUUCGUCAGCCCGAAGCCCGAGCAGAGCGGCGCGGUCAGAAGGGUAGGGAUCGUACGCGGGACUGCAGCGAGGAAGAGGGCGACGCGCCUUCCUCGCUGGUCCGACUGUGCCUCCUCAACGUCGCUGAGAACAUGAAGGGCCUGUGGGUGCAGGACUAUGUCCAGAAUUACAUGGACCACUACUUCUUCAGAUACGUCAUGGGUCCCUUCAGCCUGCUGCCAAGCGACCUCCUGGAGGAGCUGCUGUGUGUGUUAUCACGGCAGAACCUCCUGUCUCGUGCCGCCCUGCACCUCCUGCUGCUCCCGCAGCUGCGCCGCCUCGCGCUCUCGCGCUCCUGCAACCUCGUCACUGCCAACCUCUGCAGCCUGGUCGGAGCUCGCUGCCAGUCCCUGACGUCUCUGAACCUGACCGGUGCGCUGAACGUCUCCUCGGCCGCCCUGUGCGGUCUCCUGGGCCGCCUCCCCGACCUGCGCGCCCUCUGCCUGGCCGGAACCCUGUCGGACCGCGCCGUCGUGCUGACGGUGGCCCGGAGGUGCCCCGCGUUGGAGCACCUGGACCUGUCCCGCUGCCUUCACCUCUCCCCGGCCGCCCUGCUGGCCCUGAUCCACAGAGGGCAGGACGGCGCGGGGCUGAGACGCCUCGCCAGCCUGCUGGCCCUGGACAUCGGCCUGGGCGAGGGGGCAGGGGAGGGGGCGGUCUCGGGCGCCCUCCUCCUGCUUGGCCAGCCCGGCCUGCGGCGGCUGGCGCUGGAGGGCGCCGGGCGGGCGUGCGAGAUGAUCCGGAACGGGGAGUUCGGGGCGAGGGAGGGGCUCGGCGCCCGAGAGAGUGGGGCAGAGCUGGUGGACAGGUCAGACGGAGAGGGGAGCUUCGCUUUGGAGGAAAUUGUUGACGGCUGGCUGCGUUUAGACGAGGGCGACCCGAAGAGGGUGGCGGAGAGUAAGGACGGGGAGGGGAGCGGAGGUGGGCGUGCGGGGAGGGGAGCGGAGGUGGGAACGACGGGGAGGGGAGCUGGGAACGAGGGGGAGGGGAUGAAAUUGCAUCUUCAAGAGGUCCAGGGGGUUUCCCUCAACAGCCUGGACGCCGUCGCACAGUUGUGCCCGGACCUUCGCUCUCUCUCGCUGCACCGCUGCGGGGAGGAUGACGAUGGCGAGGAAGGCUCAGGGAGGGCGGCGCUUUUAGCCCGAGGGCUGGCGACGUGGGCGGGGCGGCUGCGCCACCUCGCCCUGCAGUUCCCCGGCGCUCUCUCGGAGCUGGUCCCAGCUCUCCGGGCUGCCGGCUCCGGCCUGGGCUCCCUCACCCUGGAGGGGGUCCGAGCAGACGGACACCUGGCCUUCCUGGAGCUCCUCCACGCCUGCCCCAAACUCACAUCCCUCACCCUUCACGUAGACCCCCCCAGAUCAAACCGCGACGCGGAGACCGACAAUGAAGGCGAAGUCGACCCCGGUCUGCCACGUCUGCCACACCUUUGCUCGUUAACGCUAAAUUUCACCUUGGAUGAGAGGCAGCUGAGGCCAGUGCUGUGCUGGAAGUCCCUGAAGGGGGUGCUGUGGGCCUUGCUGAGAGGUUCUCCGCAUCUGCACACACUGUCUCUGACCGCCGCUCCCUGUCCGCUGGACCCCGUAUUCCAGCUGGUCCUCGAUCGCCGCAGCAGCUCGGACGAACCGCCGCUGCAACACCUCGGGCGCGUCAGUCUGAGGCGCUCAGAUGUCACCGUGGCGACAGCAGCGCGGCUCGUGGACACCUGUUGCCGCUUGUCCUCUCUGGAUGUGAGCAGCUGCUGGUCUAUGACCCUGAGCGACAUCAAGAAAUUACAGAGCAGAGCCAGCAGGAGGCGCCAUAAGCUACAGAUCAUUUGGACAUGAACCAAACAGAAAAUUCUUACAGCACUUAUACUGAUAAACUAGGAUACUCUAUAUAGCCACAGUCAUUUAUCUGGCACUGUGUAUGAAGGUUUUGUUAUUAACCUAAAGCCUUUUCAAAAACACCUUUUUAAAGACACUGCUACUUUUCUAGGAUAUUUUUAGUCUCAAAGCAAAGCACACGGUCACCUUUGAUGAAUAUUCGUCUGUCUGUUCGUCAGUUUAUGUGUAAAUCGUUUUACAGUUUUUGGACAGGCAGCAGCAUGCAUGUUGUUUACAUUUCCCUGAAGUAGCUUUAAAGCAAAAGAUAAAGGCUUUAAAAAAAGAAACUGUUGAUGUGGUUGGUUGCUCUCUCACUGCAACUCCUCAAACCAGUGUGAGCUGCUUCACAUUAAGCAACAUUGAUGUAGACAUACUGGGUUUAUCCUAAGAAUCAACAGUAAUUUACAUUCUUUAAACAUCAAAACUAAAGUGUGUAUAUAUACACACAAUAUGAUUAAAUAAAAUUGACAUAAUGAGUCUAAAUUGACACAGAAACAUGGUUAUUUUGCAGUCUUCUCAAUGGCAUUAGAAAAUAUGAUCCAGUUAGAUGACCUAAUUAAACAAUACUACAUUUA